GGCCAGGGGAGUGUCAUAACGGGGAGUGUCCCGGGCCAGAAGCAUAUACAGCGGCUCUGCACUCUGCACUCCGCAGACUCGACGACCCUCUGCUCCCGCUGCAGCUAGAAGCGCUCACCGCGGCUCUCUCAGGUCUACACCCUAACGUUAGCAGCCCGUCGCCGAUCACAACCUACACAUUCAGGCAGGAUGGCAGUGCAGCACCCAGAGUUUGAUAGGGCCGGACAAACGCCGGGCCUCCAGGUGUGGAGGGUGGAGAACUUUGACCUGGUGCCUGUUCCCGAGAAGCUGCACGGGGGAUUUUACACUGGAGACGCCUACCUCAUCCUCAACACCAUCAAACAACGCUCCGGGAACCUGCAGUACGACCUCCACUACUGGUUGGGUGAUUCCUGCACCCAGGAUGAGAGCGGCUCAGCGGCCAUCUUUACUGUCCAAAUGGACGACUUCCUGGGGGGGAAACCCAUCCAGUACCGCGAGGCCCAGGGAUAUGAGUCCAAAACCUUUCUUGGCUACUUCAAGUCAGGAAUCAAAUACAUGAAAGGGGGCGUGGCGUCUGGGUUCAAGCACGUGGUCACUAAUGAGGUGGUCAUGCAGCGGUUGCUGCACGUCAAAGGUCGCCGUGCUGUCCGGGCAACGGAGGUGGCGGUCAGCUGGGACAGCUUCAACCAGGGAGACUGCUUCAUCCUGGACCUGGGAGCUGAGAUUUACCAGUGGUGUGGCUCCCAGAGCAACCGCUUUGAGAAGCUGAAGGCUACUCAGGUUGCCAAGGGUAUCCGUGACAACGAGCGCAGUGGGAGGGCCAGAGUUUAUGUCUGUGACGAGGGGAUGGAGAGAGAGAAGAUGAUAGAGGUGUUAGGUGAUAAACCAGAUCUGCCUGUCGGAGGCACGGAUGACAUCACGGCUGAUGUUUCAAACAGGAAGAUGGCCAAACUCUACAAGGUGUCCAACGCCAGUGGGAGCAUGGCCAUCGCGCUGGUAGCAGCAGAGAACCCGUUCGCUCAGAGCGCCCUGGAGUCCGGCGACUGCUUCAUCCUGGACCACGGCUCCAAUGGCAAGAUCUUCGUCUGGAAAGGCAAAGAUGCCAACAUGGACGAGCGAAAGGAAGCGAUGAAAGCAGCAGACCAUUUCAUCAAGAAGAUGGGUUACCCCAAACACACGGAGGUCCAGAUCCUGCCAGAGAUGGGCGAGACGCCGCUCUUCAAGCAGUUCUUCAAAAACUGGCGGGACAGAGAGCAGACAGAGGGCCUGGGCGUUGCCUACAUCUCUAACAGCAUCGCCAAGAUCGAGAAGGUGCCCUUCGACGCAUCCAGCCUGCACGACUCCCCCGCCAUGGCCGCCCAGCACGGCAUGGUGGAUGACGGCAGCGGAGAGAAACAGAUCUGGCGUAUUGAGGGGUCGGACAAGAUGGCUGUGGAUCCGUCCACACAUGGACAGUUCUACGGAGGAGACAGCUACAUCAUCCUUUAUAACUACCACCAUGGAGGACGUCAGGGACAUUUUAUCUACAUGUGGCAGGGCGCAGACUCCAGUCGGGAUGAAAUCGGGGCCUGUGCGAUCCUCGGCGCCCAGCUGGAUGACGAGCUUGGCGGUGGUCCUGUGCAGGUUGUUGGUGCUCCUAUAACAACUCAGGUGAGAGUGGUCCAGGGGAAAGAGCCGGCCCAUCUGAUGAGUCUGUUUGGAGGACAGCCCAUGGUAGUGUACAAGGGAGGAACGUCCAGGGAAGGAGGUCAGUCCGCUCCUGCAGAGACUCGACUCUUCCAGGUGCGCUCCAACUCUGCAGGACACACCAGAGCUGUGGAGCUUGACGCAGCGUCUUCCAACCUGAACUCCAACGAUGCUUUUGUUUUGGUGACCCCUGGAGGCUCCUUUGUGUGGGUGGGCAUGGGUGCCAGUGACACAGAGAAGCAGGGAGCCCAGCAGCUGUGUAACAUCCUGGGAGUGUCAGCCUCUGAGCUGUCUGAGGGAGGAGAGACUGAUCAGUUCUGGGAAGCUCUGGGAGGAAAGGCAGACUAUCGCACUUCUACCAGACUCAAGGACAAGAUGGACGCUCACCCACCUAGACUCUUCGCCUGCUCCAAUAAGACUGGAAACUUCAUCAUUGAGGAGGUACCCGGUGAGAUGACCCAAGACGACCUGGCCACUGAUGAUGUCAUGAUCCUGGACUCCUGGGACCAGGUAUUUGUCUGGAUCGGAAAUGAGGCCCAAGAGGAAGAGAAGACUGAAGCGAUGGCGUCUGCGGUCCGUUACAUCGAGACCGAUCCGGCCAACAGAGACCUCAGGACGCCCAUCGUCAAGAUCAAGCAGGGCUUCGAGCCGCCCACCUUCACCGGCUGGUUCCUGGGCUGGGACCACGAGUACUGGACCAGCGACCCCCUGGAGCGCACCAUGGCUAGUCUGGCCCUGUGAGAUCUCACCUGACCUUUGACCCCUCUGCUCCGCCGCAAGCACUGAGCUCCAAUCAUGAGACUCUCUUUAGCUGCCAAUACUCCCAGAAAACUUUUUUUUUUUUACUUAUUGUGUGCGUUUGUGAGGGCUACAGGUCGAUGAAGCAGUGGUUUAAUUCACUUUGUCUCAACCAAUCGCAAUAGAGCUUUAACAGAUACACAGGCUUCCUCUAGGGUUUGCACUAAAUACAGUCUGCUGCUUUUAUUGAAGCCAAUUUUUCACAUUUAUUGUAUAUGUUGACAAUACAACAUGUUCACUAGUGAAAUGUAAGGAAAACAGAGUCUUUGUGUACGGCAACAUUGGAAAACUCACUGCCAAGAAAAAAAACUGCUUAUGAAAAGCAAUACAACCGAUGCCUUAAUAGUCUUUCCUAGUUUACAGGCAAUCUGCUUUUUUUUUAAAAAAGGUACCGUUCCAGUUUAAGGAUGCCUUUAUAGAUAAGUUGUUUGCACAUUCAGUUUAGAUGCCUCUUAUAUUUAUUUUUUAAAUGUCACAGAUGCAUGCCCAGGAAAACUCGUGUGAUGCUGCAAAUGGCCAACUUUAAAAUGGGAAACCAACGCUUUGCUGCUUUACAAACCAGUUAUGUCUUCCGUGACACUUUCUAAGGUUUCCCCUGUUAUAAUUUCAAUAAAACCAAAUAAAAUGUGAAA
Sander lucioperca (pikeperch) is the source of this 3098-nucleotide messenger RNA. It is a transcript of the gene gsna, whose product is annotated as gelsolin a. Gene Ontology annotation, molecular function: actin filament binding; phosphatidylinositol-4,5-bisphosphate binding. Gene Ontology annotation, cellular component: actin cytoskeleton; cytoplasm. Gene Ontology annotation, biological process: barbed-end actin filament capping; actin filament severing; actin polymerization or depolymerization. The record is from RefSeq and is a predicted model, not a curated record. Bases 190 to 2409 code for a protein of 739 amino acids. NCBI's taxonomy places the organism in Eukaryota, Metazoa, Chordata, Actinopteri, Perciformes, Percidae. The transcript is spliced from 17 exons.